Neurospora tetrasperma FGSC 2508 is the source of this 1869-nucleotide messenger RNA. RefSeq lists its product as uncharacterized. Gene Ontology annotation, cellular component: endoplasmic reticulum membrane. The record is from RefSeq and is a predicted model, not a curated record. Gene Ontology annotation, biological process: protein N-linked glycosylation. The coding region runs from base 54 to 1784 and encodes 576 amino acids. Gene Ontology annotation, molecular function: alpha-1,6-mannosyltransferase activity. The transcript has 3 exons. NCBI's taxonomy places the organism in Eukaryota, Fungi, Ascomycota, Sordariomycetes, Sordariales, Sordariaceae.
CUUCAUCUCAUCGUCACCUUUCCAACAUGAGGUGAAGCACCGUACCGGACACCAUGAAGCUAAUAUCUGUAUUGGAUUGGGGGCUCUACCUCCUCAUCCCAACCCUCAUCCUCCUUCACCUCGUUAUCGCCCCAUACACCAAGGUUGAGGAGUCUUUCAACAUCCAAGCCACCCACGAUGUCCUUGUGUACGGCACGCCACUUCAGAAUGCUCAUCACCGACUAUCUCAAACAUAUGACCAUUUCACCUUUCCUGGUGCCGUACCCCGAACCUUUGCUGGCCCUGUGGUCUUGGCCGGGCUCGGACAGCCCAUCGUCAACCUUGCCGGCUUUGACCAUGCCCAAACCAUUGUGAGGGGCAUGCUAGGCCUCGCUAAUGCGGCUGCUAUUCUUUUGUUUGCGCGGAAUUUUAGACGUGCCUAUGGACGCUCGGCAGCGAGGUGGUAUUUACUUUUGCAGGCCAGUCAGUUCCAUGUCAUUUUCUACGCGUCGAGGACUUUGCCGAAUAUGUUUGCUUUCGGUCUGACAACAACGGCCGCCGCUCUCCUCCUCCCGAACCCGCAGUCCCCGGAGCUCAUCCACCGCCGCCACCGCUCCGCCAUCUCGCUCCUCAUCAUGGCUGGCGUCAUCUUCCGCUCCGAAGUCGCGCUUCUCCUCUUCACCACCAUCUUCCACCUCCUCUUUGUCGUCCCCUCCACCUCUCUGGAGCGCAUAAUCCCGCACUUUAUCGUCGCCGUCAUCGUUUCCCUUAUCAUGACGGUGCCCUUGGAUUCUUACUUUUGGCAGAAACCGCUCUGGCCCGAACUGUGGGGCUUCUACUUCAACGCCGUGCAAGGCAACUCCAGCGAGUGGGGCACCUCUCCGUGGUGGUACUACUUUGUCUCGGCCAUCCCGAGACUGCUCGUCAAUCCGCUUACCUGGGGUUUGAUGAUCCCCGUGGCGUGGAAGCAGCCGGCUGUGAGACCAGCGGUGAAGGGACUGCUGGUGCCGAGUCUGUUGUUUGUGGCGAUCUACUCGCUGCAGCCGCACAAGGAAGCCAGGUUCAUCUUUUACGUGGUUCCUUCGCUUACUGGUGCUGCGGCCUUGGGGGCGGACUGGAUUGCUAGGAGGAGCAUCAAAGCGGGGAAGACGGCCGCUGUUUUGACGUGGGGAGUUUUACUUGUGUCGAUUGCGGUAUCCUUUGUGGCUAGCACGGGCAUGUUGCUGAUUUCAUCGCUCAACUACCCCGGCGGCGAAGCGCUCGCAUACUUGCGAGACACGGUCCAGGCGGAGGUUGCUGCGUCUAGUUCAUCCUCGGCUGUUGUGCCUGUUCAUGCCGAUGUCCUGUCUUGCAUGACGGGUGUCACGCUGUUUGGGACGGCUACGGGGUAUGCGUCGGCUGUUCCUAGCAAGGGCAAGAUUGUCAGGAAGAGUCCCGGGAACAGUGUGGUGCUUGCGCUGGACAAGACUGAGAACGAGUCUGUGCUUGUCCAAGAGGCAUUUUGGAAACGAUUCGACUAUGUUUUGGCUGAGGAUACUAAGAAGGUUAGAGGGGAUGACUGGGAGACGGUCGGUAUGGUCAAGGGAUAUGGUGGGAUUGAGGUGUCCCUGAAUGGCCACGCGGAGGAGGACAAGGUGCCAGAAGAUGUUCCCGUGGUCGGGAAAAGUGUUUCCGUUGAGCGAUGGAAGAACCGCGUAAAGGCAAUCACAGGAGGAAAAUGGGUUGGCCCGAGGAUGGUCCCACGGAUAUACAUCUUGAGGAGGGUCAAGGAUGCCAGGAGGGCCAGGGAAACGGUCGAUGUGUAGGUCUACUGUAGUAUGUAGCAUGUGUGUUGUCAACAAAACAGGAGUGAUAGUGUACUUGUAGGAUACGCGUAUUCCAUUACGCGGA